Messenger RNA from Rodentolepis nana, 309 nucleotides. The record is from the annotation of a GenBank genome assembly. NCBI's taxonomy places the organism in Eukaryota, Metazoa, Platyhelminthes, Cestoda, Cyclophyllidea, Hymenolepididae.
CACAAGAACGCGGCAGUACGGCGUCAGUGUGCGAUUCAAGUGAGUUAUCUUAUAGAGAUUUUGGGCGCGAAUAGGGUGCUACAAACAGGAGCUGGUCAGCGUGUUUGCGGCAUCUCCUCUUGGAGUUCCAUGUCGGCUGUCUGUGGCGCCAAUCCAAACACCAGUGCGUUCACUACUAUCGCUAGCGCCUCCUCACAAUCCAUCACUGAACGAGUGAUCGUUGCUCUUGGUAAAUUCCUUCUCGACAGCAAUCAAGAGACCAGGUAUCCUCUUCAUUACUUUCUUUCAUCUUAUAAUUCUUCCCUUUGA